Messenger RNA from Penicillium alfredii, 282 nucleotides. RefSeq lists its product as uncharacterized. Lineage: Eukaryota; Fungi; Ascomycota; Eurotiomycetes; Eurotiales; Aspergillaceae. The record is from RefSeq and is a predicted model, not a curated record. The transcript has 3 exons. Bases 1 to 282 code for a protein of 93 amino acids.
AUGCCAUCUCUGGCCGGCACGAUACGCGAGAGACAGCCAGAAAGGAUUAUUUCCGUAUUACACCUAUACUCGAAGUUAACCGACAGAUCAAACAGCUGCUCGUUGCCUACCCCGAAGUACCUUUUACCCGAACAGGCACGCCUUGCAGAGAACUUCUACGGGCCCGAAACGGAGAAUUAUAGCGAAGAUAAGCUCCUUACACGCCGAAUCCAGGGUAAGAAGGAUAUAGCUAUGCUCUUGGGCCUCUACAAGGCGAGUAGGCGAGGCAAACGCGUUGAUUAG